CCAAAAGUACACCAACAUCAAUAUCGUCUUCCCUACGAGAUUCGUUCGGAGAUCGGUUCUCUUUUGCAUCUUUGUCGUCUUUCGCCGCAGGAUCUGCCACCCGGGCCCGCUUUGGAACAGAACGUUUGGGACGCUCGGGCGUCGGGCUUCUGUCCAUUGAGUGAUCACGAGUGACUGGCUCGUCUUCUUCAUGACGCCUCUUCUGCACUCGGGAUGGUGAAGGCUGAUUGUACGAGGUAGAGGAGAGCUGAUGAAAGGGAGAGGCGGGAGUGAUAGCGGAUGGCCAUGCUGAGGGGGCGACAACGGGUCCUCCUAGGCCAAAGCCAAAACCGAACUGAGAGGGUGCAUGGUUUACGGGUCGAGGCUGGAAAUCGAGAACAUUGGCCAUGAGAAUGAGAGAGAGGAACGAGGGGAAUUAGCGGAAGUUUAGCACGUGCCUUUCUUGGCCAAGCCAAACCUAGCCAAUCAUAUCAGUGACACGAGCUGAGCUAUAAAAGGACUGGCUGCCAACUGUCACGUCACUUGCGUCCUUGUUUUUUCCGCCUCGUUGCAUGUCGAUCCAGCACAGACGGCACUGUAUGUAUCCCUUCUGUCUGUCUGUCGCUAGUCUGUUCACAUGGAAGUGCGUCCCUGCCAUCAUAGAACAGACGUCCUUUUUUACUUGUAGUCCGCUAUUAGUAUUAGAAUUUCAUUGGCCUAUUCGCCAGGUUACAUUUGCUAUCCACAAAAGUCCGAGAAUGACGAGCAGUCUCCGCGGUAACCUCUGCUGGAUCCACCACCACAGGCCGCUUGUACUCUGUUCGUUUUUUUCUUGUUCGUCUGUGGCCGCAGUGACCGGCAAUACGCUGCGGGUAACAUCGGAGACGCAAAUGCGUUUGGUGAUGUCCCCAGUGGCUUCCGCGACGAGAUGUGAGAUAGAUAUGAAGGCGAUUGAAGUCGCUAGCAGAUUGAGCAGUCUCCAUUGCGGGCCGGGGAUGACGACGAGAACGCCUUUGGUGUCUGCGGCGAGAAAAAAGUGGAACUGCAGGAUGAACAGCUCGAGGGAGCACUUGCCAGCCCAAAUGAACACAUCCGAGGACAUGGAUCGCAGUGCUGGAGUCGCAUUUCGCAAGACUGCAAACGCAAGCACCGGCAGCCACGAAAUAUACGGAUGCCAUGUGUUGUAUGUGAAUUUGGACUCUUGCCCAAGCUCGAAGGCGAAGAACCAGACCAGCACGACACCCGACAAUAGAGUGGCGCCUUUGACGAGAGUUGGCCAGUGCCGAUGCUCCACCAGCUUGUGUUCGCGGCAUUUGAUGACAGCGACGGCCGCCAGCUGACCCACGAACACAAUGUAAAGGUCCAAAGUGACGCGGAAACCCCAUUCCCUUGCGGACCACCGGAUGGCAGAGACCCGUUCCAGUAGGUCGAACAGAGCAGCCGUAAGCCAUUCUUGUUUGGCGACCAAGGCGACUGCAAUGCAAGCAAGUGUCAAUUUGGCGACCAAGAGCGGUGUCCGAGUGUUGUACUGAGCGCCGACGGCCAUCGUUGCGUAUGUUACCAGAAACCAAAAGGUGACCAGAGCUGAAAAAUAGUAGAGCAUGUAGUCGGUGCCCAUCACAAAUGCAAGUAGCACCGUUAGUAUAUUAGUCCGCACUAGGAUCUGUAGAGGGUAAGCCCCAGAAGGCACCAGAGAUGGAUCAGCUGACUUGCGCAACUCGCGAGAAACUGUAAUCCGCUUUCAAAAGAUAGAACGAAACGUGGCCGUCUGAGUGAGCCGAGAUGAGCUCUC
Messenger RNA from Mycena citricolor, 1771 nucleotides. Lineage: Eukaryota; Fungi; Basidiomycota; Agaricomycetes; Agaricales; Mycenaceae. The record is from the annotation of a GenBank genome assembly.